CGGACAGUCUCGCCCGGCAGGCGGAACGCACCUUCUCGUUCUGUGGGACCAUCGAGUACAUGGCACCGGAGAUCAUCCGGGGAAGCAGGUCCGGCCAUGGGAUGUCAGUCGAUUGGUGGAGCCUGGGGAUCCUGAUGUUCGAGCUGCUGACCGGAGCGUCACCGUUCACCCUCGAGGGGGAGAAGAACAGUCAGGGAGAGGUGUCCAGACGGAUCCUCCAGGCCGAUCCGCCGCUGCCCCCAGAGGUUAGCUCGGUCUGCCGAGACCUGAUCCAGAAGCUGCUCAUCAAGGACCCAAAGAAGAGGCUGGGCUCGGGUCCCAAGGGCACCCUGGAGAUCAAACGACACCCCUUCUUCAGGGGCCUCAGCUGGGACGACCUGCUGGCCAAGAAGAUCCCGGCGCCCUUCAAGCCAGUCAUCCGCAGCGAGAUGGAUGUGGGCAACUUCGCCGAGGAGUUCACGGAGAUGGACCCCACCUACUCACCGGCCAGCGUGCCGCACAGCGGCGACCGCAUCUUCCAGGGUUAUUCGUUCAUCGCCCCCUCGGUCCUGUUCGACCGCAACGCCGUGAUGUCGGAGCCCCUGGAGAUGCAGCUGAGUGCCGAGUGUCCAGACCACAUGGCCGUCGCACGAAGCGCCAUGAGCAAGGACUCUCCCUUCUUCCAGCACUACGAGCUGGACAUGCGGACGGAGCCGCUGGGGACCGGCAGCUUCUCCAUCUGCCGCAAGUGUCGCAGCAAGCUGAGCGGGCAGGAGUUUGCCGUCAAGAUCGUCAGCAGGAGGAUGGAGGGACACAUUCAGCAGGAGAUCGGCGCCCUGAAGCUGUGCGAGGGUCACCCCAACAUCGUCAAGCUCGCUGAGGUCUUCCAGGACCAGUUCCACGCGUUCCUGGUGAUGGAGUUGCUGCGGGGGGGCGAGCUGCUGGAGCGGAUCCGCCACCGGAAGCACUUCAGCGAGCUGGAGGCCAGCCGGACCAUGAGGAGCCUGGUGUCAGCUCUCAGUCACAUGCACGAUGCUGGCGUGGUGCACCGCGACCUGAAGCCCGAGAACCUGCUCUUUGCCGACGAGACAGACAACGCCCCCAUCAAAAUCAUCGACUUCGGUUUCGCUCGUGUCCGACAACCCGACAGUCAGCCCCUGCAGACCCCCUGCUUCACCCUCGAGUACGCAGCACCCGAACUACUCAAACAGGAUGGCUACGACGAGUCCUGUGACCUCUGGAGCCUGGGGGUCAUCCUGUACACCAUGUUGUCGGGACACGUCCCGUUCCAGAGCUCCCGGAAGGGAAUGUCGUCGACCAGCGCUGCCGAGAUUAUGCGGAAGAUCAAGGGCGGAGAUUUCUCCUUCCACGGAGAGGCGUGGAAGAACGUCUCGGAGGGGGCCAAGGACAUUGUACGAGGCCUGCUGACAGUCGAGCCCUCCAAGAGGCUGAAGAUGUCGGACCUGCGGCGGAAUGACUGGCUGCAGAACGGGAGUCAGCUUUCCUCGGUGCCGCUGAUGACGCCGGACAUCCUGGGCUCCACGGGACCCUCCGUCAACACCUACUUCAAGGCCACCUUCCUGGCGUUCAACAAGUGCAAGCGGGAGGGCUUCCUGCUGAAGAGCGUGGACAACGCACCGCUGGCCAAACGCAGGAAGCUGAAGCUGAGCGCGGGCCCGGAGGCGCGGAGCUCCAGCGACAGCUCGUCCUCGUCCUCGUCCUCCUCCGUGCAGCCCAGCGCCGCCUCCCAGCGGGCGGGCAGGCACAAGCGGCCGGGGCCGGUCACCCAGCCCUCGUAGCUGCUGGCAGCGGACGGUGGGGCGGGGCGGGGUGGGGUCCUGACCCCUGGACCCUGUGAAGCUUCCGGACGCACUGCCAAGGUCAGGAGUUAAGCUGACAGCGGCCGUGGGAGAGGAACGUUUGCCUUCGUCCCGGACUCCGGUCGGAUCCGGUGUGGGCGGGGGAGAUCCACCACAGCAAGGACCAUUAUGGCUGCCGUUUAUGGUCUGAAACGGGCCCUUUGGUCUGUCGAAUCCCUGCUGACCCCUCCACCGGUUCCCGUUUCUGUUCGCCCCACGAUUCCGAGAUUCCGCCCCUCUCCCGGGGCAAUUCACUGUGGCCGACGUACCCACUGUGACCUUAGUCACAGAGUGCCCUUCAGCCCAUCUCCUCGGAGCCUGCCUGUGUUUGGUCAGCGUCCCUCUAAUCCUCUCCCACCCAUCUACCUGUCCAAGCAUAUUUUAAAUGUCGUAAUCAUACUCACCUCAACCACGUCCAUAAAACACGCCUCAGGUCCUUUUUAAAUCUUCUGCCCCCUCUCCUUAAACCAGCUUUACACUCCUCCCGGGGAAAGACUGACCACCCACUUUAUCUACACCCCACUAAACCUCUGUGAGGUCACCCCCCCCCCCCAGCCUCUUUCACUCCAGUCCCAGCCAAUCCAUCCCCCCCCCCGUCCCCGACUCGAGCCUUUUAGACCCUGUGGACAUUUCCUGCAUCCUCCCCAGCUCAGUCAUAACUCCUGGGACGUAGGAGGUGCCGGAUGAAACCCAGACUCACGAGGAGAACCUGCAAACCACACAAUCUCGCUCUCUCUCCCUCUCCCCCUCCCUUUCUCUCCCCUCCCCCUCUCCCUCAUUCUCUCUCCCUCUCCCCUCUCUCUCUCUUUCCCUCUCCCCCUCCCUCUCCCUCUCCCCCCCUCCCUCUUGCUUCCCCUCUCUCUCCCCUCCCCCUCUCCCUCAUUCUCUCUCCCUCUCCCCUCUCUCUCUCUUUCCCUCUCCCCCUCCCUCUCCCUCUCCCCCCUCCCUCUUGCUUCCCCUCUCUCUCCCCCCCCCCCUUCCCUCUCUCUGUCUCAACUGGAACUGCCCCUGCUCAGUCUCACCCGUGAUCAGACAGUAUGGCACAGCGACAGGCCUUUGGCCUAACGUCCUUGCCAGCAAACCAAUCUGCUGCUUAAAGGCCUAACUCAACGAAUUCCUUCUGCCUUCACAGCAUGCGUAUCCCUCAGUUCUGUGUAUUCACGUACCUACCAAAGGGCCCUUUAAAUAUGCUUCCCCCCACCACCCCUUUGAAACAUCCUGCCCACACAUACCUCCGUUCACCUCCAACGUGCGCCACCCGGUCUUGGACGCUUCGACUCGGGGCAAACGUGUCUGGUUUAUCCGUGCCGGGUUUCCAACGCUCACGGAGAGCACAACCCCGGUUUGGCCAACCCCCUCCCCGCUACCCAAGCCCUCCGACCCAGGCCCCAGUGGGCCUCUUCUGCCCCCUCUCCCAAGCAGGGACAGGAGAGGGCGCAGCCCGGCAGCGGCGGCCUCACCCGAGCUCCGUCGGGUCCCGCCGGAUGUGCGGAAAUCCAGAGCGACGCACGCGCGCGCACAAAAUGCCGGAGGAGCUCAGCAGGCCGGGCAGCGACCUGGGAAACGGAGAAGCAGUCGUCGUUUCGAGCCCAGGGCCUCCACUGGCACCCAUCAACUGCAGGUUUACCAUUACACUUAUUCCGGCUUUCACUGGUCACCCAUUUCAAUUCGACCGGCGUUUCUCCCUGAGGCCUGCACCUCGUUCUCCUUCCAAGGCAGCCUCCAACCCGGCGGCAUGAACUUGGAUUCCUCCAGCUUUGAGUCAUUUCUCCCCCUUGUAUCGUCCGUCUCCUUUCAUUCUGCAUUCUGUCUCCUCCCCCUUGCCCCGUCUGCUCGACUGCCCGUAACCUCCCUUUCUCCCAUGGUCCACUCUCACUGCCCGGGGAUAUUUGACUCCACUAACACCCCCCUCCAUUGCGAAAGACCACCCCCACCGGGAGCCGAGACGGGGACCGGGGAGCGCGGUUAUCAAGCAGUGGGGGCUUCCUGCCUGCAUUUCCCCUGGCCGGUUGUCCCACAAGGGCUGUGUGCUAAGAUUGUAAAACUGCUCAGUAACACUGUAAAUAAAUGAUCGUUGUACGACG
Messenger RNA from Hypanus sabinus (Atlantic stingray), 3922 nucleotides. RefSeq names its product ribosomal protein S6 kinase alpha-5-like. Gene Ontology annotation, biological process: intracellular signal transduction; protein phosphorylation. The coding region runs from base 60 to 1778 and encodes 572 amino acids. Gene Ontology annotation, molecular function: magnesium ion binding; ATP binding; protein serine/threonine kinase activity. The record is from RefSeq and is a predicted model, not a curated record. The transcript has 12 exons. NCBI's taxonomy places the organism in Eukaryota, Metazoa, Chordata, Chondrichthyes, Myliobatiformes, Dasyatidae.